Messenger RNA from Stylonychia lemnae, 3510 nucleotides. Lineage: Eukaryota; Ciliophora; Spirotrichea; Sporadotrichida; Oxytrichidae. The record is from the annotation of a GenBank genome assembly.
AUGAAAAUAAUUAGUUAAUAACUUUAUUCUUUAGUGCCCGAGAGGCCUCACUUCCCACAAGAGGAAGAAAAAGUUUUAGAAUACUGGAAUAAGAUUGAUGCUUUCCAGCAAUAAUUGAAGAGAACCGAGGGAAAACCGGAAUACACUUUCUAUGAUGGUCCCCCCUUCGCUACUGGUCUACCUCAUUACGGUCAUAUUGCUGCUGGUACAAUCAAGGAUGUUGUUACUAGAUAUGCAACUAUGAAAGGUCAUCACGUUGACAGAAGAUUCGGUUGGGAUUGCCACGGACUUCCAAUUGAAUAUGAAAUUGAUAAGAGAGAUAAGAUCAAUUCUCAAUUGGAAAGAGAACAGAUUGGAGUUAAGGAAUACAAUAGAAGAUGUAGAGAGAUUGUUAUGACUUACUCAAAAGAUUGGAGACAUUACGUUGGAAGAUUCGGAAGAUGGAUUGAUUUCGAUAGAGAUUAUAAAACUAUGGACUGUAAUUUCAUGGAGAGUGUCUGGUGGACUUUUAAACAAAUAUUCGAUAAGGGACUUGUCUACAGAGGUUCUAGAAUUAUGCCAUUCUCAACUGGAUGCACAACAGUUCUCUCAAACUUCGAAGCUGGUUCAAAUUAUAAAGAAGUGAAAGAUCCAGCUAUCAUUAUUACUUUCCCAAUGGUUGAUGAUCCAGAUACUAGCUUUAUUGCUUGGACAACUACUCCAUGGACCCUUCCCAGUAAUCUUGCUCUUGCCAUUAACCCAGAUUUCACUUACAUUAAGAUCAGAGACGACGAAAAGAAUCAAGUGUAUAUUCUCGCUGAAUGCAGACUUCAAUAUACCUUGAAGUAAGCCAACAUUAAGAAACACACUGUUCUAGAAACAACUAAGGGUGAAUAUCUUAUAGGAAAGAGCUAUAUUCCAUUAUUUGAUUACUACUCACACAUGAGAGAGGAAAAAUGUUUCUAAGUUAUAGGAGCUAAUUUUGUUACAUCCGAUACUGGUACUGGAAUUGUGCAUUGUGCCCCAGGCUUUGGUGAGGAAGAUUAUUAGGCUUGCUUAGCUAAUGGUCUUAUCCAACCAGGUUAAGCCCCUUGCCCAGUAGAUUUCGACGGAAAAUUCACAGACAUUAUUUCUGACUAUAAAGGAGUCUACAUUAAAACUGCAGAUGACUAGAUCAAAGCACACUUAAAGGAAAAGAAGAGACUAGUUUGCUAGAACAUUGAGGUUCAUAGUUAUCCUUUCUGCUGGAGAUCUCAAACUCCAUUGAUUUACAGAGCAAUUGAUACUUGGUUCAUUAAGGUUACAGAUAUAAAGGAUUAACUGCUCAAGAACAAUGAAAAUUCAAAGUGGGUUCCAGCUUUUGUUCAAGAAAAGAGAUUCCACAACUGGCUUAGAGAUGCUAAAGACUGGUGCUUCUCAAGAAACAGAUAUUGGGGUAAUCCAAUCCCAAUCUGGGCAUCAGAGGAUAUGGAAGAAAUCAUCUGUGUUGGUUCAAUUAAGGAACUUUAAGAAUUAUCAGGAUGUGGAGAAAUCACAGAUUUGCACAGAGAGUUUAUUGAUAACAUUACCAUUCCCUCAAAGAUGGGCAAAGGAGAGUUAAGAAGAAUUCCAGAAGUUUUUGAUUGCUGGUUUGAAUCUGGAUCUAUGCCAUUUGCUUAAGCACAUUACCCAUUCUCUAUUAGUGAGGAGGACUUCAACAAGAGAUUCCCUGCUAACUUCAUUGCUGAGGGAUUAGAUCAAACAAGAGGAUGGUUCUAUACUCUGAUGGUUAUCUCAACAGCUGUUAAAGGCUGCGAGCCAUUCAAAAACCUUAUUGUCAAUGGUAUUGUAUUAGCUGAGGAUGGUUAAAAGAUGUCAAAGAGUAAGAAAAAUUAUCCAGAUCCACUAGAAAUUGCACACAACUUCGGUGCUGACGCUUGCAGAUUAUAUCUUUGCAAUAGUCCAGUUGUUAGAGCUGAACCUCUUAAAUUCAAAUCAGAGGGAGUCAAUGAUAUUGUUAAAUAUGUCUUCUUGCCUUGGUUCAACGCCUAUAGAUUCCUUAUCCAAAACAUUUCAAGAUGGGAAAAGAGCACCCAGCAAAAUUUCACAUAUGAUCCAAAAAUGAAGGAAAGAUUAUUUGCCUCAGAGGAUUCAAACAUUAUGGAUAAAUGGAUUAUUGCCUCAAAUCAAAAUCUAAUCAAGUAUGUAAGAAAUGAGAUGGAUAACUAUAGGCUUUACAAUGUAGUAAAGCAUUUACUCCACUUCUUAGAAGAGCUUACCAACUGGUAUGUGAGAUUAAACAGAUCAAGAAUGAAGGGUGAAGAAGGUCAUGAUGACUAAUUGACCAGCUUGAAUAUUUUGUUUGAUGUACUUCUCAAUACAACUACCAUGAUAUCAUGUGUUACUCCUUUCCUCAGUGAGUACAUCUAUCAAAAUUUGAGAAAUGGUAUUGAUAAAAAUGAUACUACAUUGCAAGUUGAUUCAAUCCAUUUCCUUUCAAUUCCAGAUUUUAACGAGGCCCUUAUUAAUGAAAGAAUUGAGAGCAUGGUUCAAAAGAUGCAAUCCACAAUUGAAUCUGGAAGAAAAAUUAGAGACAAUAGCAAUAUCUCAGUUAAAAACCCAUUAAGCAAGGUUACUUUAGUUGAGUCUGAUAAACAAACUAUUGAAGAUCUAUAGAAGGUUCAACAAUAUAUCAAAGAAGAAUUGAAUUGCCUUGACUUCCAAAUUGAGCAAAAUGAGGAAGCAUUCAUUCAAUAUAUAUCUGAUCCAGAUCAUAGAGAAAUGGGAUAAGCUUUGAAAAAGCAAUAUACAAAGCAGCUAAAGGAAAAAGUGUCAAACUUGUCAAGAGAUCAAGCAGUUGAGUAUCUUAAGAAUGGUAAAGUUACUAUUGAUGGAGUUGAAAUCCAAGAAGGAUGGCUAAAGAUUACUAAAAGAUUCAACGAUUAGAUCAAGCAAGAUAAGAAUCUUGGAUCUGAUUGCAAUGAACAAACUAGUGUUAUUCUUGACUUGAGAAUUGACGAAAAUCUUAAGGGUAUGGGAAUUGCCAGAGAGAUUGUCAAUAAAAUCUAAAAACUUAGAAAAGCAGCAAAAUUAAACAUCGAUGACGUUGUUGAAAUCUACUACGAGUAUGCCAAUGGUUCUGCUUUCGAAAAAAUUGUAAGCGACAAUUAAAAGACUAUGAAGACUGCUGUUAAGGUGCCAUUCCUUAAUCAUUCUACUAGACCAUCUCAUAGUGUUCAAAUCGCUGAGACUGAAUAUGCAAACCCUAAUAAUGAGAAAGAUGUUAUCAAGCUUAGAAUUUGCAACCCAGUCUUUUCUUUUGAUGAGACUAAGCUAAGUGAAAAAUAUGGAGCUCACAACAUUGAAAAAGUUAAUUUCGUAAAUGAUAUCAAGAGCUUUGUCCUCGCCCACAAUGUUGAAUCUUUGAAAAAGAAACUUCAAGAAAACAAUGGAGUCCUAAGAUUUAAGUUGAAUGGUACACAUGUAGAGUUGACUCACAAAGAAGACUUCUUCUUCUCUACAAUGGAGCACGUUCAUCAUCACAACCUGUGA